Messenger RNA from Thlaspi arvense, 1080 nucleotides. The record is from the annotation of a GenBank genome assembly. Lineage: Eukaryota; Viridiplantae; Streptophyta; Magnoliopsida; Brassicales; Brassicaceae.
AUGUCAACAUCUUCUCACUCGUACCCGAUGCGCAGCGGUGAUGAUCAACACAGUUACAUCCAUCAUUCUUCAUACCAGAAAGCAGGUAUAAAUGGCGCUGAAGAGAAGACAAGGCAAUUCAUAUUAGAAAAACUCGAUCUCCAGUUAAAUUCAGGUCUUAGUACUUUUCGAAUUGCGGAUUUUGGUUGUUCCAUUGGACCUAACACGUUUCAUGUUGUUCAAAGUAUCAUUGAUACGGUGAAAGUGAAACACGUGAAACAAAACAACGAAACUCGCCUUGUGCCUCUCGAGUUCCAGGUCUUCUUCAACGAUCAACCCAACAAUGACUUCAACACCCUCUUUAGAACUCUACCUCCUUCCUCUGAACGGGAAUAUUUCUCGGCCGCAGCUCCAGGCUCUUUCUAUGGCCGAGUGUUACCAAGAAACAGCAUACAUAUCGGACACACUUCAUACACGCUUCACUGGCUUUCCAAAGUUCCUGAACACGUGUGUGACAAGAAAUCUUCUGCUUGGAACAAAAAUUACAUUCAAUGUAAUUAUUUGAUAGAAGAAGUUAUCAAGGCUUACAAGGUCCAGUUCAUAAAAGAUAUGGAUGUUUUCCUUGAUGCUAGAGCCGAAGAGCUUGUGCCUGGAGGAUUGAUGAUUGUAUUAGGACAUUGUUUACCUGAUGGUGUUCCCUUGUAUGAAACAUGGCAGGGUCAUGUUGUCGAUACCAUUGGUGAUUGUCUUAUGGAUAUGGCUAAAUCGGGAAUAUUAAGUGAGGAAAAGAUCGAAUUGUUCAGCUUCCCUGUUUAUUUUCCUCAAUUUAGUGAAUUGAAAGGAGAGAUUGAAAAAAAUGGAAUUUUUUUUAUUGAGAUGAUGGAGAGUAUAGGCCAUCCAUUGGAGCAUAUGUCAAUAACAACCGACUUCAUCACUUCCAUGUUUCGAGCCUUGCUCACUACACUCAUAGAAAAACAUUUUGGAGAUGGUGUGGUCGAUGAGCUUUUCAAUCGAUUUGCUAAGAAACUCUCCGAGCACCCAUUUGAUUUUGAAAUGUGGAAGACACAAGUGGUGUAUUAUGUCGUUCUUAAACGAAAAUGA